UAAGCUAUUGUAUAAAAAUGAUAAAGAGGGAGAUACACAACCAUUGUAGUGUUAGGUCUCGUGCCGUGAGUGGUGAUCAUAAGAUGCACAGAAUGAUUCUAUUGGUGGUUGGGUUGCUGGGGCUCGCGAGUGUGGGAAGUGCGCAAAUAGUGCAAGAAGGACAAUGUAGUACAAUAAGUUCGAUGCAAAACUUCGUUUUGAACUCGUUUACCGGACCAUGGUACGAAAUCGGCAAGUCGUCGGCGUCCAAUGCCGACUGUUCCAGCCUGACGUUCACCGUCGGCGCCGACAAUGCCAUCUCUUUCUCCAACCCAUCGGUGGUGAACAACUUCCUGCAGACCUCCACCGGCACGGCCACUCUUACUGCUGGCACGGCCCAGUUUGCCAUAACGUUGACGGGUUCUACCACCCCAUUUAACUUCUGGGUACUUGGAUCUGACUAUGAUAACUACGCCAUUGCCAUAAGCUGUACUGAUGUUGGCACAACGCAAAGAGAACUAAACAUUUGGCAACUGGGCCGAGCAGUCAACUCGUAUGACACCGCAGCAACUUUGGCUGCAGCCAACACCUUGCUCGCUACCAUCAGUCUCAGCGUGAGCGACCUGACUGCCGUCGACCAUUCCACGGCAGCCUGCACUCAGCUGCCCGUGAUCGGGGCGAACCAGCCUGUGGUACUGGACGGACAGUGUAACAAUGCUGCUAUACCAGUCGUACAAAAUUUUGACGUAACCGGCUUCUCAGGCAUAUGGCACGAGACCUCGAGUUACUAUUCCGCCAACGCAGUUGGAGCCUGCGCAAGGGCAGAAUACACGCUAGUAGGAACGACAGUCAACGUAGUGAACAGCCAAGUACUCGACCAGCGAUUGGAAACAAUUACUGGAACUGCAACACUCAUCGGCACCGACCAAUCUGGAAGACUUAGCGUGACUUUGAAUGUAGGAGGAGUGCAAGUUAAUCAAGAACUGCUAAUCCUGGAAACCGACUACAGCAACUACACUGUAUCGUACUCCUGUGUUAAUAUAUCACCAACCCAGAGACAAGUUUACGCUUGGAUCUUAAGCAGAGAUCAACAACUAUCUGCCGCGUCACAAGUUGAAGUCAACAGAGUGAUCGCCUCUCUAGUCGAUUUGAACACCGAGUAUUUCGAAGCCACCGACCAGAGUGCAAAUGGCUGUUUCUACUUUCCCGUUCACCAAUCAGGACAGCGUGUGGUCUUUCCUGGCACAUGUGAUGACACCAUCGCUGCCGUUCCCAGCUUUAACUUGGGCUCGUUCAUCGGCACGUGGCAUGAAGUAGAAGCCUAUCCAGAAGAGCAACAGACCGGAACGUGCGUCAAUCACGUAUUUAGCACAGGCAUUGGCAACACCCUCAAUUUGGUGUCCAACGAGGUUGUUAAUCGAACAUUAACUUCGUCUACUGGCAGUGUACUUCUGGUCUCUACUGAUGGAAGUGGUAGACUCGUGCUCACUAUGAUUGCUGACGGACAAAUUACCGAAAUCCCAUACUGGAUCAUAGCUACGGAUUACGACAACUACGCUUUGGCCUACAGUUGUGUUCAACUGGAUACUGAAAUUGCAAGUAGAGCAGUGUACAGUUGGAAACUGAGCAGAAGCCAAACCCUGGCACAGGCCUCGGCCGAUCUUAUCAGCACCGCUAUGAGUCAAAUUCAAGUACUGGAUCAACAGUACUUUGAAACUGUUGACCAAUCUGCUGAUGGGUGCUUCGUUUACCCCGAUAUCCCCGCUGGCAAUCCUAUCAUUCUAGAAGGACUGUGUGGAACUGUUACGCCAGUGGCAAACUUCCAAGCUACACAAUUCACGGAAACCUGGCACGAGAUUGCCCGGUACGCUUCUGCUCGCCAGAGCGGCAACUGUGCCGCAAGCCAGUUCCAGUCCACUACUGAGAAUACUUUCACGUUGACCCAGACCAUAGUGUACAACGAGCGGCUGACUACAGUGUCAGGCAUUGCCACUGUAGCUGCUGACGGCAGUGGAACCUUGACUGCUACUCUUAGCGAUGGAGCUGACCUUUCCUACACAACGACCUUGUAUGUCUUGGAUACGGACUACAAUGAAUUUGCUUUGUUGUAUGGCUGCGAAAACGUUCCAGGCACUAACAAUAGACAAAUCUACAGUUGGAAACUCAGCAGAUCGCAAUUAGGAUUCUCGCAGGCCGCCAAUGAAAGAAUAUCUCAAGUGAUCACCGACACCUUAGACCUUUUAGAAACAUAUUACCAGACUACUGGUCAAACUAGCGCGGACUGCUUUUAUUACCCGGUCUAUGAAGGGACUCCCGAGGCUAUUGUUUUGCCUGGCACCUGCCCCACUGUCAGCGGUGUGGCCAAUUUCAACCCUACUAAUUACCUUGGCCACUGGUACGAUGUCGCCAGAUAUCCCAUCGAAUCUCAGUUCGGCACCUGCCCACGAGCAGAGUACUCCCUUGUUGAUGGCGUCAUCACCAUUCGGAACACAAUGGUUGUCAACGAAACUCUGAGGACACAAGAUGCUAUCGCUCGCCUUUCAGCUGCGGGCACUGGACUCCUCUCUGUUACAAUUGUGUUGGAAAACGGAGAGGAAUCUGUGCAGACAACCUAUAUCCUUGACACUGACUACAUUAGUUACUCCAUAGUUUACGCCUGUCGUAACCUAGGUGAUGGUACUAGUAGAGUGUACAGUUGGAAACUGAGCAGAACUCCGACCCUGACUGCUGAAGCAAAUGAUGCCAUCGACACCAUCAUCAGCAACACCCAGGGUCUGCUCGGAGAUUACUACCAGACCCAAACGCACACAGACCAGGACUGCUUCUACGUACCAGAACCAGUAUCUGGAGAAUCUGUGUUGUUCCCUGGAGCCUGCGCCCAAGUAACCGGCAUGCAAGGAUUUGAAGCUUCUCAGUACCUAGGCUGGUGGCAUGAGAUCGAACGCUACCCCUCCGAUGGCUCCCCGGGCCAGUGCACCAGUGCCACCUUCGAGCAAGCGAGCGACGGCUCGUACAACGUCAUAGAGACCAGCGUUUACGAUAACGUGGCCAAUGAGACCACAAGCAGCGCCGUCAUCACCCAGGAUGGAGUCAUCACGAUCACUAGAGAUGGAGCCACUACUCAAUGGACUGUGCUCGGUACGGAUUACAACACGUAUUCGCUUGUCUAUGCUUGCGAGGAUGUGACCACUCCAUCGGGUGCAUUCCGGCGAGUAUGGAGCGCUAAACACAGCAAAACUCGCGAAUUAACUGCCGAAGCCACAGCUGCCAUGCAGCCCCUCACUGAAGCCAACCCAGUCCUGCACGAUCAGUUCUAUGAGGCUGUCAACCAAUCCGAUGCAGCCUGCUUCCACCAUAGGGACGACGCUAGUACGCAAGUCAUCUUGUCUGGCCAAUGCGAUACCAGUAUCCCUGUGCAAGGAAACUUCAAUAUAGAUCAAUUCUCGGGCACAUGGUAUCACAUUGAGAGAUACCCUUACACAGCCUACAACGACGGCACAUGCAUUGGAACGAAAUUGAACGUUGAUGGUGACAGCGUCUCAGUGCAGCACUGGGAAGUCCAUGACGAAACUCUUGUUGUUAGAGAAGGCACUGCUACUGUCAGUGGAGCUACGGUCACAAUCAGAUUACCUGUUGAAGGCAGUGAAGAAUCUGUGCCUGUGGAAGCCCUCAUUCUAACCACGGACUAUGAAGGAUAUGCUUUGGCAUACACUUGCACUAAUAUUAAUUCCUACCAGAGAAUAGUCGGUGCGUUCAAGCUAAGUCGCACCCGCACACUAAACAACGAUGCCCGAUACGCCAUUGAGACCUACAUGGCCACGAGGGAGGAGCUCCACCAACCCUACUUCCUCAGCAUCACACAACACGACGACUGCGAUGAACCCAGCUCCGCCCUUCUCGUCAAGAGCAGUAUUAUCAUCAUGCUAGUCUCCGUAUUCCUACAUUUAGUCAUCAUUAGAAAGAACUUGAAAGAAGUGGUGGGGUCAUUAGUGAGCGGGAACAAUAAUGAUAUCAUGAUGUUGACAUUAAUAAUAGGUUUUAGUAUUUUAGGGCUGUUAAGUACUAGUGCUCAAAUUAUCCAGGAUGGACAGUGUAACCCGGACAUUACUUUACAAGCAGGCUUCAAUAUUGAUAAUUUCCUUGGCGCGUGGUACGAAGUCUCCAGAACAGACAAUCCCCAGCAAGACGGAGACUGUUCUCGUCUUAGCCUGACCAGUGAAGAUGGCGUGAUUAGCAUCAGUUAUGAGUCCGUGAACCAGAACUUCUAUGAGGAGAUCAAUGGCACCGUCAGCCAGGAAGAGGCGACCGCUAAACUGUUUCUUGACUUAGAUGGACUAUCUGAGCCUGUCGAUUUUUGGGUUCUGAUGACGGACUACAACACUUACGCUCUCACUUACCAAUGUGUCAACAUCAACGCAAAUCAAAGAGCUGUAUACAUCUGGCAACUGGGCAGAGGCCAGACAUUCACCGAACUGUUCCUUGCUCUGAUGAACACUAGCCUGAACAAUCUCCUCGGCAUCACCUUGGCUGAACUAAGAUCCACAGAUUUCAGCGAGGAAGCCUGCUAUGAGCUACCUGUGAUCGAGGAGAAUCAACCCAUUUUGCUACCCGGGCAAUGUGAUGCGAACAUACCCGUUGUAGACUCUUUAGAUGUUGAAAGAUUCACCGGAUUGUGGCACGAAAUAUCAAGCUACUACUCUGAAAGCGUCCUUGGAACCUGUGCCAGAGCUGAGUACACCCUUGCAGAAGGCGUGGUCAACGUUGUGAACAGUCAGGUGGUCAACCAGGGACUGGAAACUGUCACUGGAACGGCGACGGUUAUAGAUGCCAACGGUGGCGGGAAAUUAUCGGUGACUUUGGAGGUAGCUCCUGGUGAAUUUGCAGAUCAAGAAGUUUGGGUAUUAGCCACAGAUUACUCCGACUAUGCCAUACUGUACAGUUGCAUCGACCAACCGAAUAACCAGAAACGAGUGUACAGUUGGAUAACCAGCCGCUCGAGAGUUCAAACCGAUGCCGCCCGGGCAGCAGUCACAGAAGUGGUGGACUCCAUUAUGGACCUAAACAGCGUGUAUUACGAACUAACCGAUCAGACGGACGAUGGAUGUUUCUACUACCCUGAACAUGUGGUCGACCAGCCCGUGGUCUUCAGAGGCUCUUGCGAUAUGAGCAUACCUGCUAUGGCUAAUUUUGAUGUUCAAAGAUAUAUGGGAUUAUGGCACGAUAUCGAAUCAUAUCCUUCCGUCUUCCAAACUGGCAGUUGUAAUAAUGCCAGAUACACACUAGACGAGGACCUUGGAAUCGUCGAUGUAUUUAAUACUCAAGUUACUGGCCAAGCACUGGAUACCGUUCGCGGAAAUGCCACCAUAGCAGCUGAUGCGGAUGGAACUGGAAAGUUGGUUGUUACGUUUCAAAUUGAUGGAACACCGUUCUCAACCGACUACUGGGUGUUGGACACCGACUAUGACAACUACGCUUUUGUUUAUACUUGCUACAACAUUGACCCCGACACCAGAGGAGUUUGGAGUUGGAAACUCAGCCGAUCCAAAGAGCUACCAGCCGAGGCCAACACAGCAAUCAAUGCAGUUAUUGCUUCAAUACCUGUUUUGGACGAUCGUUAUUACCAAACAAGAGAUCAGAGCGCCGAUGGAUGCUUCUACUAUCCCGUUCCCGAGCUUGGCGUUCCUGUCGUCUUCCCGGGACAAUGCGAUGACGGGAUCGCUGCUGUUCCUAACUUUAAUUUGGACGAUUUUCAAGGAGUUUGGCACGAAAUUGAAAGUUAUCCGAAGACAGAACAAACAGGAGAGUGUAUCAGCCAUGAUUUCACGCAAGGCACGGGCACAACUUUAAAUAUUCAGUCAUCACAAAUUAUUGACCAGUUCCUGACAAUUUCUUCAGGGAAUGUAGCUUUUACUUCAACUGAUGGAAGUGCCAGAUUGGUAAUAACUAUAGUCUCGGAUGGUCAGGUUAUUGAAAUUCCUUAUUGGAUCCUGAACACUGAUUACACUGGCCAUGCAUUGGCUUAUAGCUGUGUGAACAUCAAUAGCGAUUAUAGAGGAAUAUGGAGCUGGAAGCUCAGCAGAACAAAAGAGCUCUCUUCAUCGGCUAGCACAAUCAUCGAUGAAGCUAUUUCCAGCAUUGACGUGCUUGGCAACGAAUAUUACGAGCAAGUGGACCAAUCAGAUCCAGCCUGCUUCUACUUGCCUGAUCUGGAGCCAGGGGAGCCUAUUGUGAUCGUUGGCCAAUGUCAGGCUAAUAUUCCUGUUGUACAGAACUUUAACGCUGAUAUGUUCGCUGGCCGCUGGCGUCUAAUAGAAAGCUACCCGGUUGACUCAUCGACUGGUACAUGUGACGAUACGACAUACACAGUUGACGGAGAUUAUCUGCAAGUAGUCCACACUCAGGUCAUCGACGAACGGCUGAACACCAGCCAAGGGUACGCAAAUCUGGUGGCAAUUGGCAAUGAGGGGAAAUUCUUAGUUACUUAUCCUGAUGCUGACCCGGUUGAAUAUUGGGUACUUGAUACGGACUACGCCUCAUUUGCCAUCAUGUACGCCUGUGAAAAUAUAGACAGCGAAUGGAGACGAGUAUGGAGUUGGAAGAUGAGUCGCACCACUGAACUGACGGACGCAGCUGUGACUAGCAUCAACCAGAUAAUCGAUAGCGUCGACGUCCUGAACAACCGCUACUACCAAGAGAUCGACAAUACUGACGCCGGCUGUUUCUACUACCCCUACGCCGAUGGCAACCCCGUCGUGUUUAGGGGUCAGUGCAAUGAGAGCAUUCCUGUUGUGACUGGUUUCAAUAUUGAUAGGUACAUGGGUCUUUGGUACGAUAUAGAGAGCUAUCCUCAAGAGUUCCAAGAUGGAACCUGCGCAACCGCCACCUACACGCUUAACGGCGUCGUGGAGAUAUACAACAUUCAAGUCGUUAAUGAAACUUUGGACUAUCUCUAUGGAAGCGCUGUGCCCGACAACGACGAUGGGUUAGCUAAGUUCUUUGUGACUUUACCUAUCGGUGGAACUGGCAUUUCUAUUACAUCUCGGUACUGGGUGUUGGAUACGGACUAUGAUAAUUAUGCAGUAGCAUACGCGUGUGCUAACCUCGGUGAUGACUCUCGCAGAGUAACAAGCUGGAAGCUCAGCAGACAGAAGACCAUGUCAGCGGCAUCAGAGACUGCAAUCAGCGCAGUAUUAGACAGCGUACAGGUUCUCAGCCAGGAAUAUUUCGUGACAAGAGACCACACUGAUGAUGGGUGCUUCUACUACCCUGAACCAGAGGCAGGCAAGCCUGUGGUGUUCCCAGGACAGUGCGAUGAGAGUAUCCAAGCGGAGCCGGAAUUUAAUUUGGAUCGAUUUUCAGGACUAUGGCACGAAACAGCCGCCUAUCCCAAAGUAGAAUCGGAGGGUCGUUGUAUCAACUACGAGUUUACGACUGCGACUGCAGAUUCUUUUAGUCUGUACACAACUCAAGUCAUUGGUCUAGAUCUGGAUGAGAUUAACGCGACUGUAGUAAGGACGUCUACUGACAACAGCGCUAAAUUCACUAUUACAUCUGACGGCAACAAUAUCGAGAUUCCUUAUUGGAUUUUGGCAACUGAUUACGAUAACUAUGCUCUAGCGUACAGCUGCAAGAACAUCGAUGCUAACUAUAGAGAAGUAUAUAGUUGGAAAUUAAGCCGCACUAAGGAAAUGUCAGGAGUAUCAGAAAACGCCAUCAGCGAGGCCAUGUCAGGCAUUCAAGUCCUAGAGGAGCGCUACUACGAAUCGACCAGCCAAAGCGAUGAUUCCUGUUUCUACCUGCCCGUGCUGGCCCCAGAAGACCCCGUCGUCUUCGUUGGACAAUGCGACCCUAAUAUUCUAGUCGUUCAGAAUUUCGAUCCAGCGAGGUAUGAAGGUCGCUGGCGCCUCAUCGAGAGCUAUGCUUCAGAAUUCCAAGAUGGCACCUGCAAUGACGCCACGUACACCAUUCAGAACGAUGAUGGCUCCGUCUUAGUUUACAACACGCAAGUCAUCAACGAGACUCUGGACACUAUCACCGGUUCAGCUGUUCUAGCCACCGCUGACGGCUCUGGAAAGCUACUUGUGACCUUCCCUGGAGCGCCGGAACCCGUGGAGUACUGGAUUUUGGAUACAGAUUAUGAGUCAUACGCGUUGGUUUACAGUUGCGUCAACCAGAACAGCGAUCAAAGAAGAGUAUGGAGUUGGAAACUCAGCCGAACCACCAGCCUGACCGACGCCGCCGUAGCCGCGAUCGAGCAUAUCGUCGGCUCCGUGAACGUUCUCGACGACCGCUAUUACUCGACGGUGGACCACUCGGCCGCCGGUUGCUUCUACUUCCCGGUGCCGGACGGCAAUCCGGUGACGUUCCGUGGCGAGUGUGAUGACAGCAUCAGUGUUGUUGAAAACUUCGACGUAGAGAGGUAUAUGGGCCUCUGGUAUGACAUCGAGAGCUACCCUCAGGAGUUCCAAGACGGCACGUGUGCCUCAGCCACCUACACUCUCACAGGGGAUGGCGUGCUUGUGUACAACACACAAGUGGUCGAGCAACUUCUGGAUAACGUGAACGCUACCGCUGUGCCCGCGGCCGACGACGGCCUCGCGAAGUUCAUCGUCACCUUCCCUGUACCUGGUACUGACUUGACCGUGAACGUACCAUAUUGGGUGUUGGAUACUGACUACGAUAACUACGCUCUCGUCUACUCUUGCAGUCAAAUAAAUGAUGAAUACAGAAGUGUAUCCAGUUGGAAACUCAGCCGUUCACAAGAACUAACACCGGCUGCCCAGACUGCCAUUAACGCUGCAAUAGACAACGUGCAAGUGCUAAACGACCAGUACUACAACCCGCGAGGGCACACUGAAGAAGAGUGCUUCUAUUACCCUGACAACUUCGGGGGACCGGUAUUGCUGAACGGACAGUGCGAGGCACAAAAUGUUGUACAAAACUUUAAUCUCAAUUUGUUCGCUGGCACAUGGCACGAAACAGCGCGCUUCCCAUCUGACUAUCAAACCGGUGAAUGCGCCGCCAACGAGUUUGUGAUCAACCAGAACUCCUUCGUAUUGACUCAUACCAUAGUGUAUAAUGAAAGAUUGACCACGGUGUCCGGACCAGCCGUUGUAGCUAGCGAUGGAAGUGGUAUUAUAACUGCUACAUUACAGAAUGGUGAAGGAGUCUCCGUUGAAGUGACGCUUUACGUCUUGGACACCGACUACACGGAAUACGCAUUGCUAUUUAGUUGUGUGAAUGUAGACGACACCAGCAAACAAAUUUACAGUUGGAAAAUGAGUCGCUCCAGAUCUGGUCUUUCUCAAUCAGCCAACGACGCCAUAGACGAACUGGUCAAUAACAACAUAGACCUCCACGAGAAUUACUACGAACUCACUGAUCAGAGCAACGAUGGAUGUUUCCACUAUCCAGUCUUUGACGAACCUCCUUCAGCUAUCGUGUUACCUGGUCCUUGCGAUGAUAGAAUUCAAGCCAAAGCCGACUUUGAAGUGAAUGCUUACCUCGGAAGAUGGUUCGAAGUAUCCAAAUACCCGCAAAGGGAUCAAGUUGGUGAAUGCUCCCGAGCGCACUACAGCGCUGGGCAAGGCGAUGCCCCAGUAGACGUGAUGAAUACUAUCGUCUAUAACCAGACCCUGGAGACCAGAGAGGGAACGGCAGUGCUACACAGCACUGAUGGAAGCGGUCUUUUGUGGGUCACGUUCGUUCUUGAUGAUGAAGUGGUCGUGGAAAGUAACUACUACGUUCUCGAAACCGACUACACAAGCUUCGCCCUCGUCUACAGCUGCAGGGACUUAGACAAUGGCGACAGUGAAGUAUACAGCUGGAAGCUCAGCAGAGAGCCGACGCUCAGCGACGCAGCCAACAACAUUAUCGAUGAGGUCAUCAGAACCACAAGAGGUCUCUUAGAAGAAUACUACGUACCGACGAGCCAAAGUGAUGAGGACUGCUUCUAUGUGCCCGAACUGAAUGAAAACGCAGCAUUGCACUUUAGGGGACAGUGUGAAAGUGUCUCCGGUGUAGAAGGAUUUGAUGUGUCUCGGUACGCGGGCUGGUGGCACGAGAUUGAGCGGUUCCCCACGGACGGCAACCCUGGCGAUUGUACCAGCUCUCAGUACACUAGCGUCGGCAACACCAUUCAAGUGGUCGAUACCAGGGUGUUCGACCUCACGGGACAAAUCACCACCGGCACUGUCGUAGCUAGCAGCAAUGGCGUCCUGACCAGGACCCUGAGCAAUGGACAAGUCGAAGAAUUGGUUGUUUUGGCAACGGAUUACGAGACGUAUUCGCUGUUGUACUCCUGUUCUAAUAAUGAAGAUGGAGAAUACAGGCGAGUAUGGAGCGCCAAACACAGCAAGCAGCAACAACUGACUGAAGCAGCUGAAAACGCGUUGGCGCCUAUAAUUGAGGCCAACCAAGUCCUAUACCCGCAAUUCUACCUGACGGUUGAUCAGUCUGACGACGCUUGCUUCUAUUAUCCUGAACCGACGGGCGAAACGGUCAUAUUUCGCGGACAGUGUGAUGACGACAUUCCAACUGUUCAGGAGUUUGACGUGCCUGCGUACACCGGCGACUGGUACCUCAUCGAACAAUACCCUAACCCUCACAUCUCCGAUGACGGCACGUGCGUUGGCGCUCGCUACACGUACGACUUCGAGACGGAGGAGAUCUCGAUUCUCCACUGGGAGGUCGUGGGAGGAAACCUUACCUCGAUUAAUGGUACCGCGAGCACUGAUGGCGCGAAGAUGAUUAUAAUUAUGGCGGUCGCGGACAGCGAUGACACUACAACAACAGAGUUGAAAAUCUUGCAGACGGACUACGCCUCUUACUUCUUGGCGUACACUUGCACUAACAUUAACCAGUUCCAACGGGAAGUAACUGCCUUCAAGUUCAGCAGAACGCGCUCCUUACCAGCGAGCGCUGUAACUGCCAUAAACUCAUAUAUGGCGACACGACAAGAACUUAACCAACAGUACUUCACCUCGGUGGAACAUGAUGAAGACUGCCUGGAACCCAGCUCCGCACUUUUGGUCCGCGGCAGUUUUGUAGUUUUACUAGUUUGCGCUGUUUUGCAAAUGUUCAUGUAAUUUAUAAGUGGGAGAAGAGAGAAAUCAUAUCAUAACAGUUCAUUCACAUCCAAAGUCGUGUAGGUACGUCGUUUUUGUAAAUGGCGCAUCUGGAGUAUGGACGUGUAACCGCAACCAUAACAUACUACUUUACUUUACUACAUUAUUGAAUAGCAAUUAAUGAAAUCCAGUAAAUGUGGUUUAACUAAUAUAGACAGCAUAAAAUAGAUACGGCGCGAUUCGGUAAAUGAAUUAGAGAUUAACUAAAGAUACGAUAUACUAAGGACAUGUGACGUCCCACGGGUAAAGGUACCUUUAUGGCGGUUGGCGCUUACGCUAUUAUUAACGCCGCUCCAAUAUUAUUGCGGCGCUAUGUGACGUAAGCGUCAGCCGCCAUAAGGUACCUUUUGCCGUGGAACGUCACAUAUCUUUACUAUUUCAAAUCUAGUGAAUCUCUAAUUCAUUUCCCGCAUCGCGGCGCCAGCCGUCAUAAAGUAACUUUUGCCGUGGAACGUCAUAUCUUUACUUAUAUCGUAUCUAGUUAAUCUCUAAUUAAUUUCCCGAAUCGAGCCGUAGUGACGGAAAAGUGGCCAAAUACAUCGGAACACAUCUUUAUUUUUACUGUAACACAUCUUUUACGAUAUAUUUGGUAAGUACAAAACUAAUAUAAGU
Cydia splendana is the source of this 11717-nucleotide messenger RNA. RefSeq lists its product as uncharacterized. The coding region runs from base 18 to 11066 and encodes 3682 amino acids. The transcript has 63 exons. NCBI's taxonomy places the organism in Eukaryota, Metazoa, Arthropoda, Insecta, Lepidoptera, Tortricidae. Gene Ontology annotation, biological process: lipid metabolic process; response to reactive oxygen species. Gene Ontology annotation, cellular component: cytoplasm. Gene Ontology annotation, molecular function: pigment binding. The record is from RefSeq and is a predicted model, not a curated record.